CGCAGCGCGACGCGUCCGGCCAGGCGCCCGGCAAGACACCGAGGAUGAAACUGCUGUGGAGAGCGAAAAUGACCACAUUUCAGGAUGGGGGUGAAGAGGUAGAAGAUGGAGCUGUCUACAAUGUCACCCUUAAAAAAGUGCAGAUUCAGCAGGCUGCCAACAAAGGAGCAAGGUGGCUGGGGGGUGAAGGAGACCAGUUACCCCCAGAGCACACUGUCAGACAGUAUGAAACAUCCAAGAUCAGGGCUAUAAAAGCUGGAACUUUGGAGAAACUGGUGGAGAACCUUCUCACAGCUUUUGGAGAUGCGGAUUUUUCCUACAUCAGCAUCUUCCUUGCAACAUACAGGGCAUUUGCAUCUCCCAGGGCAGUGCUGGAACUUCUUCUGGACAGGUUUGGAAACCUGGAGACCUCAAGCCAUGGAGAAGUGCCAAACCUGAAUUCCUUGGACUCUGAGAUGGUACUCAGAGCUGAAAUAGCAUCAGUUUUACGGGCCUGGCUUGAUCAGUGCUCGGAUGAUUUCAGGGAGCCCCCUGACUACAUGUGUUUGCUGAAGUUGCUGGAUUAUCUGAAGAACAAUAUGCCAAAUUCUGACAUGGAGAGUAGGGUGCAGAACCUCUUGAAGCAGUUUCAGAACCAAGAAGUAGAAGCUGUUGAUUUUUGUAGCACUUCCUCCAGUGACCUGGUUGAUGGAGAGGAACUGGAGAUCAGCAAUCCAGAAGAAUUCUCCUCUUUUCAAGACCACAUUGUGGCAGAACAGUUGACAUACAUGGAUGUGAUGCUCUUCAGAAGAGUUGUGCCCUACCACUGUUUGGGAUCCAUCUGGUCUCAAAGGGAUAAGAAGGAAAACAAGAACCUGGCUCCAACUGUCAGGGCCACCAUCACUCAGUUCAAUGCAGUCACUAAAUGUGUCAUCAGCACUAUCCUGGGGACCAGGGAGCUCAAAAUCCAGCAGAGAGCCAAGAUCAUUGAGAAGUGGAUUAAAAUUGCACAUGAAUGUAGGAUCCUGAAGAAUUUUUCCUCCUUGAGGGCCAUCAUUUCAGCUCUGCAGUCCAACUCCAUCUAUCGGCUGAAGACCACCUGGAUGUGUGUUUCAAAGGACAUCCUGCUGAUGUAUGAAGAGCUGUCUGAGAUCUUCUCAGAUCAUGACAAUUAUCUGACAAGUAGGGAGCUGCUGAUGAAGGAAGCAACAUCCAAAUUUGCGAAUCUGGACAGCAGUGAGAAAGAAAAUCAGAAAAAGUCACAGAAGCGACUUCAACUUCAAAAAAACAAGGGAGUGAUGCAAGGCACAGUCCCUUACCUCGGCACCUUCCUGACUGAUCUCAUCAUGCUUGACACAGCCCUUCAGGACUAUGUUGAGGGUGGCCUGAUCAACUUUGAGAAGAGACGAAGGGAAUUUGAAGUUAUUGCCCAAAUCAAGCUCCUGCAAUCCUCAUGCAACAGUUAUUGCCUGAUACCAGACCAAAAAUUCAUUCAUUGGUUCAGGAGGCAGCGACACUUAACAGAGGAGGAGAGUUACAAACUCUCACGUGAGGCUGAAGCAGCUGCUGAUACCAACAUCCUGUCUCCAAAAUCCCAGAAAAGCAUGGUGAAGAGGAUCAGCACACUUUUUCUGGGCACCGAUGUGUUCACUCCACCCAAAGAACAACCCCCAAAGAGCUCUCCUGUAGGAGGGAGCUCUGGGGAAAGCACGGAUUCAGCCAGUGUUUCAUCGUGUGAGUUUAAUCACUCUGAAACUGAGGAUGUGUUUGUGACUCCUGUCUCUAGUCCUGAGGACCCUCUGAAAAAGAUCUCUGACUACCCCUUACCCUGCUGUUCUCCUGACUCGUCCAUGAGCACACCUUCCUCAGGGAUGUCAUCUUUACCCUCAUUGCUGCAGGCCUCCAACGACGACAAGAGCUCUGUGGGCUCUGACAAGGGCUAUGACUCUGACAAGGGCUCCAUCAGCUCUGACAAGGGCUCCAGCUCCAGCAAAGUCUCCAUCUUUGACCCUGGCUCGGGCUUGGACAGUGGCUCCAUUCCCACCAGGGACUCGGGCUCAGUGGCAAGCAGUGCCACCAAAGUGCUGCCUGUGUACAACCGACAGAGUGAGGGCUCAUGCAUCAUCCGGGUCAGCAUGGAUGGGCUCCAUGCUAGCGUCUACAAGAGCAUCCUGAUAACCAACCAAGACAGAGUCCCUAAUGUCACCCAGCGAGCCUUACUAAAGCACAACCUCGAGCCUGAUGCAGUUGAAGAUUACGAGCUUGUGCAGGUCAUCUCUGAGGACAAAGAGCUGGUGUUCCCCCGUGAUGCCAACGUGUUCUAUGGCAUGAACAGCCACGUGAACUUCGACUUCAUCCUGCGGAAGAAGGCAGAGCUGGUUGGCUGAGGCUGCCCCUGCGCUGCCCUCCUGGGUUACAGAGAAUCUGUCAGAAUUCCCUGUUGAAAAUGUGCAACUGGAGCAAUGGGCAGCCCUGGUGCAAAGGCUCCAGCCUGCUCCAUUUGUUUCGAAGACACUCAAUGAGCCAACUCUGUUAAUGAGAGAAGAGUCUCCUUCAUGCCAGUAUUAUAUAGAAGAUCAUCUGAACUUAAAAAUGAACUGCACUUGCCUUUGCAUGACCAUCAUGAAUGGGACAGACACUACUUUGUGUUGGAUGGAGGUCUUAACCAUCCUAAACAGGAUGGUUUCCCUUGGACUCGGUUAAGCGAUGGACCAGAAAUCAGUGCCUUUUGUGUGCAUCCCAUGUGAUGGACAGACAUCCUCCCAGUGUGCAGUUCCUCUGUUGGAACUGAACGUUUAAAAGCCAUAAGUAAGACAUUGGAUUGUAAGCAGCCCUGAUUUGAGAUAUGUGAAAUACAUACAGUAUUUCUGGUUCUGGUGGUAGCACUGUGCAUCCCACUGUGCAAAUCUAGAAGUUAUUAUCCAUGCAGAUAGCUUAGGAUUAUUAAGGAUCAUUAGUUAAAAUAAAUUGUUAUCCACGCCUGGGCCGUUUUCCCCCAAUUCUGUGGCACUAAUUUGCAAAACAAAAGUUUUACACUACAUUUGGAUUUAUCACUUCUGUUUACAGGCAGGUAAAACAGACUGUACAGUAGGUCUACUGUACAUCCAGGAGUCCUGUGGUAGGUCCCACAAGCCUGGUGUAGGUCACACUCUGAACAAUUUAUGAAUUCCAGUUAUUUGUUUAGAGAGUGACAGAUGGGGGGGUUGUUACUGAGCCUUAAUCUUUGCCCAGAGUUAGGGCAAAAGUAGAAGUUCAGUUUUCUCUGCUUUUGGUGCCUGGACAAUGCAGUUGCUUGUGUACAUAGCAUUGCUCCUACUGUAUAUAGUACUGCUCACUGAGAGGGUGUAUGGCAGUAUUAAGCUGAAACAUGAAUGUUCUGGAUUUUAAAAUUACACUUUCCAAAUGUUUAUAUAUGUUACAUUUUUAACUGCUUACCUGUAAUCUUUAUAUGAUAAGUAUAUAAAUUGUUUUUCAUUAAUA
Messenger RNA from Pseudopodoces humilis (Tibetan ground-tit), 3459 nucleotides. RefSeq names its product ral guanine nucleotide dissociation stimulator like 1 (gene RGL1). Gene Ontology annotation, molecular function: guanyl-nucleotide exchange factor activity. Gene Ontology annotation, cellular component: plasma membrane. Gene Ontology annotation, biological process: Ras protein signal transduction. The record is from RefSeq and is a predicted model, not a curated record. NCBI's taxonomy places the organism in Eukaryota, Metazoa, Chordata, Aves, Passeriformes, Paridae.